Molecule: messenger RNA, 1066 nt
Organism: Phoenix dactylifera (date palm)
Lineage: Eukaryota; Viridiplantae; Streptophyta; Magnoliopsida; Arecales; Arecaceae
Product: NEDD8-conjugating enzyme Ubc12-like
Source: RefSeq, a predicted model, not a curated record
GCCUUCAGAAAGCCCGAGUGCCUCGAAGCCGCUUUUACGCGACUCUCUCCUACUGCGGUCUCUCUCUCUCUCUCUCUCUCUCCGGCGUCUUCUGAUCUCGUCGAACAGAAAAAUGAUUAAUCUUUUUAAGAUAAAGGGCCAGAAGAGAGAAGAUGCUGCAAAUGCCAAUGGAAGGGCUCCUGUCAAGAAACAAAGUGCUGGGGAAUUACGUCUUCAUAAAGAUAUUAGUGAGCUUAACCUACCUAAAACCACUACUAUUUCAUUUCCCAACGGAAAGGAUGAUCUGAUGAACUUCGAAAUCAGCAUUCAACCUGAUGAAGGAUAUUAUCAAGGUGGUACAUUCAUUUUCACCUUUCAAGUUUCUCCUUCAUAUCCUCAUGAACCACCGAAGGUGAAGUGCAAGACGAAGGUCUACCAUCCAAAUAUUGACUUGGAGGGAAAUGUGUGCCUAAACAUUCUGCGUGAAGACUGGAAACCUGUCCUCAGCAUAAACACUGUUAUUUAUGGCUUGAAUCUUCUUUUCAUGCAACCCAAUGAUGAGGACCCCUUGAAUCAUGAUGCAGCGGUUGUUUUACGUGACAAUCCUAAGUUGUUUGAGAGCAAUGUGAGAAGGGCAAUGGCUGGAGGUUAUGUGGGUCAGAUCUACUUCCCCAGGUGCAUAUAACAUGAUGCCGGUAGAUUGGAGUGCCCGUGUUUCCUCAUCUUGUGUUUCAAGUUUUAACGGCCCUUGAGCUCUGAAUUCUGUCAUAAAUUGUUGUCUUUUGGGCUGCAAUUUGUUUCGGGGUGUAAAUACCUUUGAAACCAUGUAAUCGUCCAAGAAGGGAUUCAUUUGCUGCUGCAAUGCGUGAAACUUUUACUGGAUUGGGAUCAUUUGGAGCGUGGUAUAAAUUGGUGAAUUAGGCCAGGCACCUGGCGGGGAUAUGUAUUGGGAACAUGUGCUUAUAUUCCACUCCAACCUUAGCCCUAUCUUUUUAUAGAGUUUCUUCAUUAGAUCUGGCGAGGCAUAUUAUAUUCCAUAUAUAUUUUGCAGCAAAAUUUUGAUUAAUGGUGGUUGAAUAGCACCAAA